Microbotryum saponariae is the source of this 1207-nucleotide messenger RNA. The record is from the annotation of a GenBank genome assembly. NCBI's taxonomy places the organism in Eukaryota, Fungi, Basidiomycota, Microbotryomycetes, Microbotryales, Microbotryaceae.
AUGAUUUUCGCUCGCUCCGGUAUCGUCGCCGCGACCUUACUCAUCGUCCAAUCGACCUUCUCGAUCGCUGCUCCCUUGUCGGAUAAUACCGUCCAUGGGCUCGAGAAGCGCAUCUCUUGCCACACCAACGAGAUUGCCGAGAGUGAGUUUUCGCGGUCAACCCUCGUCAACGUCAGUGCGGGGCAGCCGCGGCGAUGGCGGCGUCGCAUUCCCACUUGUUCUCAUGUGCUUUCGAGCUUCCUCUCACCUCUUGCGCUUCGGACGGUGCAACUAAUCAGAUUAGAGUUGUCACGAAGCCGCGUUACUAACUUACUUCCUAUGAACUCCGCAGACAACGCCUGCGUGUCUUGCGCCUCGCUUUAUCCGAACGCCACGACUUGCAGUCGUUCGGAGCCUUUGACGUGCUCGUACGGUGUACCUAACUCCAAGCGCAAGUGAGUGCACUUUUCAUCCUCACUCGUGUCCGAAAGGCCACCGAGGCUGACUUUCGACCCCUAUUCACCGCCCUCGCCGUCUGGCAGGUGCGCAGCUGUAGACUGCACCAAGACCCCUGGAACCUACCUCAGCACCGAUGGUGAGGAUUCUCCUACCAAGCUCUCCCCCAUCUGACAUUCACUGUACUAACCGACUAUACUCCUUUCUCUCUGUACAUAGCCAAGCAGUGCCUGGCCUGCAACGACACCCAUGCCCUGACGUGCAACAGCACUACUACCCUUAGUUGCCAAGCCAACUAUACCCUCUACCCUUUCGACAAUGUAUGCUACUUUGGAAAACCAUACUCCCAGUACAUAGCCUAUGGCUUGGCCAAGCCCUUCUCGUCAAGCCAGCAGCCGUUCUCCGAGGCUGUAAACGGCGAUCCGGUACAAUGUUUGAUCGAUCAUCCCAAGGCACGCGGUGAGUGAGCCCGCCGAUGAAUUUUCCAAGUUGCUUGAGGUGACAUUGCCUGUCGUCCUGAUCCCCAACUGCUCCCUACUCGCCGACAGUCCUCGCCUUUUCGGGCAACCCCUAUAAGUGCUAUGGGCAGAAUGGCGCCCUUGACCAGACCGUUCUCAAGAAGUCCGACGGGAACGCGUUCUUGAUCCUCGCAAGUUAUUGCGUAGACCUCGCGAAGAACCCAUUCGUCACCGCCAACAAAGCACAGGGCGAUUGCGAGCAAUUUUUCGUUGGCCCUGACGGGACGGUGACAGGGGUGGCGAGGGGCCCGUAA